Nasonia vitripennis (jewel wasp) is the source of this 2763-nucleotide messenger RNA. RefSeq lists its product as uncharacterized. The transcript has 4 exons. Gene Ontology annotation, cellular component: extracellular region. Bases 464 to 1063 code for a protein of 199 amino acids. Lineage: Eukaryota; Metazoa; Arthropoda; Insecta; Hymenoptera; Pteromalidae. The record is from RefSeq and is a predicted model, not a curated record. Gene Ontology annotation, molecular function: chitin binding.
GCUAUCCUCAACAACAACAAACGCUGACCCCCACCAGCGAGUGAGGCCCCUCUCACUCUCGGGGCCCCAUACCCCCACCGCUUUCUUCUCUCUCUCUUUCUUUCUCGCUAUACACCGCGAACGAGACGACUUCUCGGGACAGUCAGUCUUUCACCCGGCGACGAUCUGUGCGCACACAGAGGUGUAUACCGUCGCGAGUGUGUUUUUUUUUUGUUACUCCUUGGCUCUGUGUGCACGUGUGCUGUGUUGUGCGAUGUCCAGCAGCGCGGGAUGACAGUGUUUACGUCACUGGUGACGUAAUCACACGCGAUUGGGCAAUAGCGCGUAUCGGCCAGCCUCGAAGAUCCGAGUCUUGAGAGGAAAAAAAGUAAAGAACGAGGAGGAGUAGAUAGAGAUAGGCAGGGAGAUCCUAAGUAGUGGUCCCGAGGAUUUCGCGCGUCCGUUCGUGUGGCCAGCCGCAGAGAUGAAGUUGCUGCAAUCGAUACUCAUCGUGACCAGCGCCAGUGGGAUGCUACUGCCGUUCGCCGGUGGUAUGCAGGAAGGUGGCAGCCGAAUCUCGAAGCGUGCGAAGCCUCUGGACCCGGAGGAAGAGGACUACUACUACGAGGACGAGGUGGACGAGCGCAACAAUCCGACGAACGAGGCGCCUGUCGUGCCGCCGGGCUUCCUUAGUCCCUCGGUACGCGAGUACCUCGAUCUCGGUAAAUCGAUACCCGGUCGACCGGGCACGGACUACCCGGUACUGGGCAAGGUGCCCUACACCCAGUUCUACUGCGACGACCAGCCGUACCCGGGCUUCUUCGCCGAUGUGGAGACCCGCUGCCAAGCCUGGCACUACUGCGACAUCGACGGCCGACAGGCGACCUUCCUCUGUCCCAACGGCACGCAGUUCAGCCAGGCUGUCUUCGUCUGCGACUGGUGGUUCAACGUUCGCUGCGAACUCAGUCCCAAGCUCUACGCCAUCAACAGCCGACUCUACCAGAGACCUACCGAGAGUCCCACCAGACCACACCGCGUCAUCACCAAGGAGCUGCUGGAGAACAUCUUCGUAAAGAGAAAAUGAGAAGAGCUGAUUUCGAUGACAACGACUCGAAGCUUCGCGUCGGCGAUGAGAACCACUGGCGCUCGUCAACUUCCCGGCGCAGAACUUGGCCGCUUUUUUACGACGCCGAGAAAGAGCAGAGCGAGGGACGACACGGCUGCGAUGCCUCCUGGCGUCAUCAUCUAGACUACGAAGGAUUGAAUGCCGCUCGCAAACCCCUUACUCGCGCGCGAUCUUAAUCGCCGAUGGAGAGGAUUCAGGCGCGCAGCGGAAUCGAAAGAUGAGAUUUGUAUCUUUAUCGUUCUUUCUCCUCUCGCUGUCUCUCUCUCUCUCUCUCUCUCUCUCUCUCUCUCUCUCUCUCUCUCUCACUCGCUUUUACGGGCCUGUUUUCCGCCCGUGCAUGCGGAAAGAUGUAAAACGCGUCUGGCGCGAAUGCAGAGAAGGGAGGGAAGUUCAAUGAGUUCCUCUCGCUCUCUUUCUCCCUCUCGCUCGGACCAAUAACCGGGGUGAGAUUGCCAUUCGUCAAUAACGGGCCGAACUUUCCGUCGCGCGCGCGCGCGCGCGCGACCAACAGCCUCGAUACUUAGAGCUGGAAGUGCGCGCGCGAACUUUUGCGAAACUGUGCAUAAGGUAGAGAGCGGCACGGCUUCGAUCUUCUCCGACAGAUGCCAUGUUUUUCGUGCUACGCGUUUUAUUCUAUUCUUUUACUUUUUGUACAAGACGCGCGUGCUUUGUUCUUUGAGGAAGGAUCAAAGAUAGCCAGUAUGAUUUUUUUAGGUUAGGUUAUACGGAAUUUUUUAGGUUAAGUUUCACGUUCGUUACUUUAUUUGGAGAAAUAUUCGUGUAUUUUUUUGCUGCCGUUGCUCGAAAGAGGAAAAUCUGGGGCGGUACGAUGCAACGAGAGCGUGUAAAUAAGUAUAAGCAGAAAGUGCCUUGUAUAAAAAAAGUCGACGUAUCGAGGUCGGCGAAUAUUACGCGCGAGAUCUGUAGUGCAUAAGGAAAUUCGUAAAAUCAAAUUAAUCGUAGCCUUGCAGUACAUGAGCAACUUCUCGGAGGCGUAAUUUAUUUAAUUCUGUAUACAAUCUUUUACUUUUGUGAUAGUAUGUAAUAACAAAUUCCGCUCUUUUGCGCUACAACUUUUAUAGUAACCAAGUGUGUCUGCAUCAUUCGCGAUAUAUCUAACUUUCAGGAUUUGCUGUAAGAGUAAUGUGUUUGUCCUCGAGGAAUUCGUAAGGUUAAGAUAUCUUUAAAAUGCUGAAUAUAAUCGUAGAGCGAAGAUAAUGUACAAUUUACAGUAAAGAUAUUUAGGUUAAGAAUCAACUAACCAUUUAGGAUAGCGAGAAAAGAAAGAAACAACGAAAAACGAUUUACAAAAAGAGUAUGUGAUUUAAGUUCGUAGUAAAUAAAAUUGUAAUGAUGUUCGUAUCAGUUUGCCCUGAUAUGUUCCUACGUAAAAAUUUGAAGGUUGACACCAUUCUAAUAUUUACACGUUAACGUACUUACGCUAUUUUUAGUCUAAUGUAAGUUUUGUAAAAUGCGCGUUUAAGCACACAACAACCUGUAAAAUGUAAAAAAUACAGAAUUUUUUAUAACAACACACCACAUAAACGACUGUAUGUUUGAAUGAAACCGUAUGCAGGCCUAACGAAUUCAACGAAUUGUAAAUAAUUUAAGCGCUUUUGUAACAAAAGUAAUAUAAAAUAUAAGAUAUGCAAUACUAA